AUGUCCUCGGCGGGUCCCAUCUUCGCGAUCCCCGUCUACGAGGAUUCCGGCUGCGACUCCGACGACCAAGACCACCACCUCGAGUCCAGCUUUGAUACUAUGUACGACGACGACGAUGACGACGAUGAUGCGACCACUCUUAAUCAUGCUCCCCAUGUCGCCCAGAUCCCUUCUCAGUACACCACUCAGACCAUGACGCCGCCCGGAUACCCCUUCUUUUCCUAUACCCACGACUACAUGCCCGCACCCGACUCAUCAGACGACGACGAGGAUAACGAUGGCGACGGUGACGUCGACAUGAGCGAUAGCGACGGGGGUGCGCCCCUCGGCUAUGGAGGAGGACCUCUGACAUUUACUACUCACGACUACCAAGGUCCACCGCCAUGGCCAACCAGCUCGAUGUUGAAUAUGCCCCAAACGCCAUACCAUCCUCACUCCGCGAUACCUCCGUCCUACGACCAAACGAAUCCUGCGAAUAAUACCGUUCCCAUUCCUGUGCCACCCUUUUCGUCCCCCUCCAACUCUCACACGAUACCCGAAACCGCAAACUCCUCUUUAAUAUCACCGCAUCUGCCUUUCGUUGCCGCUAUACCGCCUCAGCCAUUUACCCCCCCUCAAUUCUCCAGCUACAAUAAUAUACCGCCGUCGAACUACCCAUACAACCCCGCUCCCCCUCCCCCGCCUAAUGAUGAUCUCGAUACGGCCUUUCAGACCCCAAUCCCAUUUCCAACCCACCAACCUCAUAUGGUUACCCAGCUCGACGAAGAUGCCGAGGAAUUAGAGGGCCCGCACCCUCCUCCGGUGACCUCCUUCCACACAAACUCGGGCUUCCAAGGACCUCAGACACCGGGGAUCCUCGGUCCUCAGAACCCCGGCUUAGUUCCCUUUCUGCGCAAAUGGGCGCAUCCCGGGCUCUCCCUUUCCAACGACACGCGGCCGCGGUUCCGAAGCCCGUGGCUGCCCACUGUCAACGAACUGGAGAAUUCGCGUGUCAAGAGUGUGGACUACGAUGAUCUCAUGGGUGACCAGUGCGAUGUACAAGGCAUUGACUGGACGCAGCUCGGGGUGACGCGUAGGGAAGCCCGCGAGCGGCGGCUGAACACGUAUACCAAUUUUGUUAACGUAGAUGGUUCUGAUGCUUUCAACCCGAACCGCUCGGACAGGAUGCUUCAACGGAGCGAGAACUACUUUAGGUUCCGCCAAAUGCAUAUCCGAAAGAACGUUCGAUUAAAUCACUUCCAGCUCAGGAACAUCCUCGCCACCUCAUCUAGAGCCAAGUCCUUCUAUCCAGAGGCGCGGGGGAUUCGUCAGAUCAACCCCAUCACGGGUAAGGAUGAGCUUCUAAUGGACCUCAAGGACAUGGACGGAGGCGGCCUCGUAUCCACGCUAUCAGCGAACCGCCGCGUUCUGGUCGCCGGCACCUUUAACGGAGAAUACUGCAUAAAGAACCUUGAGUCGCGUGAGACGGGACAUGUGGAAGGGCAGCUUACCGACGACACGAGCGGCAUCACGACGCACGUUCAGGUGUAUGAAUCGCGUAACUCUUCCGGACCUCUAGCGGCGUUUGCUUCCAACGACCGCGGCUUCCGGAUAUUAGACGUAACAACGCAGAAGUUUGUCUUGCAGACCAUGUACAACUUCCCCGUCAACUGCACGGUCCUAUCGCCGGAUAAGCGCCUGCGCAUUAUGGUAGGCGACCACUACACGGCCGUAGUCACGAACGCCGAGACGGGCGAGGUCCUCCAGGAACUCAAGGGCCACCUCGAUUUCGGCUUCUCGUGCGACUGGGCCGACGACGGCUGGACGGUAGCGACGGGAUCGCAGGACAUGACGGUGAAGAUCUGGGACGCGCGGCGUUGGAGCAACGCCAACGGCGAGAACACGCCCGUGUGCACCAUUCGAUCAGAGAUGGCCGGCGUGCGUAACCUCAAGUUCUCCCCCGUCGGCAGCGGCAAGCGCGUGCUCGUCGCCACCGAGGAGGCCGACUUCGUCAACGUCAUCGACGCCCGGGACUUUUGGCGCAAGCAGACCUUUGACGUCUUUGGUGAGAUCGGCGGCGUCAGCUUCGCCGAUGAGGGUCGCGACCUGCAGGUUCUCUGCUGCGACGGCGCGCGUGGUGGGCUCUUGCAACUCGAGCGGUGCGAUCUCGGGGCCGAGGCGGCAGAGGCGGCUCUCUACGAUCCGCUGUUUCACCGGUUCCGCGGUUGGAGGCAUGAUCGGGACCGGCAUCGCGACGGGUUCGAUUGGGCACCGUCGGUGGAGGAGGUCGUUAGUCAUCCUCGGGCUACGGGGACGGUUACGAGGAGGAAGAGGAGGGCGGCUAUGUUGGAGCCUUUGGAACCCUUUUGA
Molecule: messenger RNA, 2349 nt
Organism: Scedosporium apiospermum
Lineage: Eukaryota; Fungi; Ascomycota; Sordariomycetes; Microascales; Microascaceae
Exons: 2
Coding region: 1-2349 (782 amino acids)
Molecular function (GO): protein binding
Source: RefSeq, a predicted model, not a curated record